GCGCUGCACAUCUGGGGAUCACGCUGAAGAGUAUUAACGAUUUUUAAUAAUGAUUACCAUGUUAAAUGACAUAUUACAAUCGGAUACAGCAGUGCAUUACAUGUGACGUUUGCACGAACGGUUUUUGUAAUGUUAAAACGUCGUAAUAAUGUAAAUGGACUUUCCUUGAGACGAGGAGACAUACCAGCCACACAGCACGUGUUUACCCUGCGCUAACAGUGAACUUCGACCCCAGUGUCUGAUGGUAUGCUGCUGUGGAGACAUACCCUAUCGAACCAACUAUGGGGCUGGUCGAAUCACUAGGGCUGCAGUUCUUUGAGGUCACAUUCUGUGGGUGUGUGGUCCUGUUGGUGUAUGCCUGUCUCCAGAAAGCUGUGCUUGUCAGUUGUCUUGUCGGCCUCAUCAUAUUUUACUCCUUCCGGGUCAUACAGGAACGAGGCACGGAACGGAUAACGCCAGAUGGCCGACACGUUCUCAUCACAGGGUGUGAUACAGGUAUUGGCAAAAUUCUUGCCAAACGACUGGUCGCUCAGGGCUUCAGCGUACUGGCCACGUGUUUAGAUGUUAACGGUAGCGGUGCAUCUGAGCUGAAGGAAAAUGGAGGUGAAACACUGCACGUGCUUCCUCUUGACGUCACUUCCGAUGAUAGUGUCGAAGCCUGCGUUAAAACAGUUCAACAGAAACUCGGUGAUAAAGGUCUUUGGGCCAUCGUCAACAACGCAGGUGUUAUAGGUAUGGGAGAUGUAGAGCUUCUCACCAUGGACAUGUAUAAACGACUCGCCGAUGUGAAUCUCUUCGGAAUGAUUAGAACCACCAAGGCCUUUUUACCAAUGAUCCGAAAAACUAAAGGUCGUGUCAUCAACGUAACAAGUGUGCGAGGCGUUGUUGCCUUUCCGGCCAACUCCACGUACGUCGUCAGCAAGUUCGGGGCUGAGGGCUUCUCUGAUUGUCUUCGUAUGGAGAUGAAGCGGUUUGGCGUCAAGGUCGUUAUCGUAGAACCAGGGAACUUUGGCGGGGCUACAGCACUCUGGGAUGACGCCAAUGUUCAGAGGAUGCGGAACGCUAAUACAGAAAUGAUGUCAGCAGCUAGUCAUGACGUCAUCACAGCGUAUGGCCCCCAGUACCUAGACACGAUGUUCGAAAGGGCUGUGAAAGGAUGUUCCACCUCAUUUCCCAACCUCGAACCAGUGAUGGCGGCCCUCGUUGCUUCUGUCAGGAGCAUUUCUCCUCAAAACCGAUACCUCGUUGAUGGCAGCAACCAAUGGUUCGACGUUGACUGUGUUAUGGCCCGUCUUCGUCCUUUCGUCCCCGUAGGAAUCCUGGACUAUCUCAUGUUGAAGGUGCGAGGUCCACCUCCAGUUGCUGCACAGCCGGAGUUCCAUUGAAACACAGAGAUGGUGCUUAGACUGUGAAACAGCGGCAUGUCCCAGAGUGUACCGAGUUUGACAUGCACAAUGGACGAGAGUAAUAGUAUUCGGAAUAUGCACCAGGACACAUUUAAAUAUCUCCACGUGAUUCUUUGUGUUGGACGGAUGCCCCAAACACCAGUUCUAGGAUAGGGAAAGGGGAAGCAACUCUUUAACCACUGAUAGACAGAUGCAUAUAAUUGUUUGUUAAGUUUUAGAAACAUGUUUGCUGUUUAAUGUAAAACCAUGUGUUUCAUACUUUUCUUUAAGUUUGAUUGAGUGUCAAAAAAGUAGUUUCUGGAUUGUCAGUAUUUUGACGAAAGGAAAGCAAGUGUCAUGUUCCGCAAACGCAUAUUUUAGUCCUUCAGAAAAUGUUCAUCGCACUUUGUGUAUCACUGCGAUAUAAGUAAUUCAUGAAUGAGAAAA
Molecule: messenger RNA, 1832 nt
Organism: Haliotis rufescens (red abalone)
Lineage: Eukaryota; Metazoa; Mollusca; Gastropoda; Lepetellida; Haliotidae
Product: D-beta-hydroxybutyrate dehydrogenase, mitochondrial-like
Exons: 7
Coding region: 282-1385 (367 amino acids)
Molecular function (GO): oxidoreductase activity
Source: RefSeq, a predicted model, not a curated record